CUGAAAACAAUCUUGACAACGAUGGCGAAAACAAAGAUUUAAAUAUUUUUUGUUCCAGACAGUUGUUUUAAUUCUCCAAAAUAAAUCAGAGAAUGGCAAGCAUGAAAGUUCAAGGCAAUAUAACAGCUAGAGGAGAGGAGCCUCCCAUGUUUCUCCAGAGGCCCUCUACAGGAAAAUCACAAGAUGUUCGUCACAUCUUGACCAGGACAUUUAGAGACUUAUAUACCAGGGAUGCCAUAGGGCCAGAAACUGUUCGUAAUCUGAAUGUGUCUAAAGGUGGUGAUGAUCCUUAUCAUGAGAGAUAUGUAGAGUCACUACAAAAGGUGUUUGAAGAAAGACAAAGAAGGUUAGAUGAAGCAGCAAAGCUGGAGAAACAUAUCAUGCAGGCCCAGGCUAGAGCAAUGUCUGCUGAUGAAAAGGAACUAAACAGAGUAUCUAAAAGUUGUGAAAAUUAUAAUGAAUUAGGACUUCCACCAGGUAGAUCACAUUUCAGGUCAUGUAUUGACACUGAUCUAUUGAGGAAGAACAAGUUACUGACACCUGAAGAUUAUGCCACAGAAGAGCCAUCAGCAGUGCCCCCACCACCAUCUCCAAAGAUUCCUAGUUAUGCUCGAGUAACUGUAUCCUCACAACAACAUACCAGGAUGUCCGAGAUGAGGGAACAUUCACCAUUUCCUCCACAGAGGACUGACUUGGAAGACCUAGAAGGACCAACAUUCCUUUCUGAGGAUUUCCAGGAGGGAGGACUGGAGUCAUCCAGGCCAGAUAUGGAAGAAGUUACAAGGACAAAAAGAGAGCAUGGAUGGAAGAUAUAUAUGUCAGAGGAACAAAGGGAACAGGACAGACAGGAUCUGGCUACCUUACAGUCUAAAGUCAAUUAUAAGAGAAAUCCACGCUUUGUACCUCCAUCAGCAACACCUGGUGGUAGAACUUUAAUCAAGGGGUAUAACCCUGUCUCCAAACAAGUUGGCAUUAAACCAGAUCUUGGGGAUGAAAAGAAAAAGGAGCCAUCACUGAUCUUCUUGUUAUCACCACCUAUUGUAAAGUUUACAAAUUACAAGUCUGGACAGGUGUAUGAAUUGACCUUGGAACUUAAGAAUGUAUCAGCAGUGUUAAGACAGUGUAGAGCAUUACCACCAACAACAUCUUACUUCUCUGUGGGACUUGGUCAGUUCCCAGGAGAGCAUGGAUUGGUAGCUCCUGGAAUGAGUUGUCACUAUGCUAUAAGGUUUGCCCCAGACUCGUUAAAGGACUAUGAUGAUGAGAUCAGAAUUCAGACCCAGUCAUCAGCACCAAUUAUAGUCCCACUUCAAGGAAGAAGAGAACCUCCAAAGAUUACUUUACCAAAGGUAUUAGAUGUUGGUUACUGUCUAGUGGGUGGCUACCACGUGGCACAGUUUAUCGUUAAGAACCAUGGCGGUAAUGGAAGAUUUUGUGUAUUGAACAGAAACUCAUGGCCAGCACAUAAUUUUAAGCAAAUAAAUUCAUGGGUUUUUGGUCAUAAGAAGUUUGGUAGCUCUAAAUCUUCUGUGGUAACAAAUGGUGCAGUAGCCAUGCCACCAUUUAAUGUGAGGCCGUCCGUUGUAGAGUUGAUGAAGGGAGAGAGUGGGGUAAUUGAGGUUAUCUUCAGUCCUAAGUCUGUCAGAAACUUCACACAAGAAAUGACAUUAGUCUGUGACAACUGCAAUGUUCAACAUUUUACACUACAAGGAGAGUCUCAGAAAGCUGGUGUUGAGUUGGUAUCAGUAGAAAGAGGAACAUCAGAUCCUGUACCAGGAGAGUUAACAGACAAUACUGCCCAACACCUGAUAAGAUUUGAUGAUCUCAACCCAUUUACAUACACUGAUAGAGCCAUCAUUGUUAAAAAUCCUACAAAUGUGUCAUUACCAUUCCAAUGGAAUAUCUAUAAACCUGAUAUGUCUGACCCAGAGGAGAUGGAGGGUAGGAAGAUAGACAGGGUACCAGAUGUAGAUUCUGUCUUCAGUGUUCAUCCUCCUAAUGGUACACUACCUCCAGCUGGACAGAUAGAAUUCAAAAUAACAUUUGCCCCACCCAUUGUGAAUGAGUUCCACAGUGUAUUGCACAUGCAGUUACAACAAGUUCCUCCCUUCAGUGAGGGUGGAUCUGCUAAAUCAUCAAAGGCAGGUAGCUCUGAACAUGGGGAUGAUGAAAACUUUGAUGACAGUGUUUCAGAAAUAAUCUUGAAUACAGAUGUGAAAGAGAGUAGAGAUUACACAGCAUUAGAAAUAGAAGUGAAGGGGAACAGUAUUCCACUGAAUGUUGUUCUUCAUCCUUAUGCUAUUCAUAUACCAGGUCAAAACUUGGUGGGAACUACUGUCAAAAAACUAUUUGCUAUGGCCAAUCACAGCAGAUCAACAAUAACUUUUACAUGGCAGCCAUGUAACGAAAAACAUAUAUUAGAAGUGGAGCCGCCUUUUGGGGAACUUGAUCCUGGAAUGGCUAUGGAUAUGGAGAUCAGUAUUACUGGUGCUGAACCUGGUAAAGUCAUCGACAAUCUCUACUGUUAUGUCAUGAAUCUGGACGAACCAUUACAUCUUCAUGUGGAGGCUGAUUUCAAAGGACCAGAGCUACGCAUUGAAGAGCCUGAUAUAAAUUUUGGACUGAUUCGACUAGGCCAGAGUAUUACAAAGGAAAUAACACUGAUGAAUAUGUCACAGAUUAUUACCAAAUGGAGCAUACAAGAUAGUCCUGUGUUCUCAUCAUCUGACGAUCCAAUGGCUGUAAGUGAGUUUACGUUUACACCGGCAAGUGGAGAGGUUCAACCAUUAGCUAAGCUGAAAGUGUCUAUCAAAUUCACUCCAACAGCUAUCAAGUCAGUCAAGAGAGUUUUUGAAGUUACUGUUGAGGACGGAAAUGAAUGUAACAUAUCUGCCAUUGGAGAAGUACAGUCACCUAUGGUAUGUCUGUCAUCUUGUGAGAUUUGCAUGGAAGAUGUUUACAAACAGGUACCAGUAAGGUACCAGGCUGUUCUUGUUAACCAAACACUUCUUGCUACAGAGUUUAAAUGGGGUCAGGUUGAAGGAGAGCAUGCCAAAGACUGUGAAAUUGAGCUUGACCCAAUGAAAGGUUGUAUAAAUCCCAGGGAAGAGAAAGCCAUCACUGUAAACUUUAGAGCUGUUAGGAGUGGAGAGUUUUCAGACCUUAGAAUACCAUGCUUUGUUGAAGGGAUAGAAUCUCCACUAUAUCUAGGUCUAUUUGCUGAUGUUAAAGGACUAUCAGCUUCAUACAGAAUGUCAACAGAUGGAAAUAAUCCUCGAUGUGCAGAGAAGCUAGACUUCGGUGAAGUGUUGAUUGGUACAACCCCUAAGUUAUAUCUCCAUAUUAGUAAUGAGUCUGCUAUCUCUGCCCAUUAUAGUAUUAGUGCAGACUACUUCAUUGCCAAACCUCCGACACCUCCUCAAGACAAAGCUAAUAGAAGUACAAGGAAGUCAUUACUAAACAAAACACCAAAUCUCGCAGACCCACUUGCCAAAACAUCGGCAAAAGCUAGGGCAGAUUUAUGCCAGGCUAUGUUAGUACAAGGACUUGGAGCCUCAUUUGUGGCACUACCAGCAUCAGGCAAACUUCAGCCAUAUCGUCAGGAAUUGAUUGAAAUAACAGCUUAUAGUGAUAUGUGGGGAUCAUAUACAGACACAAUCAACAUCAAGUAUUACCACAGUUAUCAUCCACAAAAGGUUGGAGAUUUGGACACACAUUGUAUACCAGUCAGUAUGAAUGUCAUUGGAUGUCCACUUAACUUCCAAAUGACUGCAGCUAAACAUGAACAGAAACCAGUUGUCAGAUUUGGUACCCAUGUGUCAGGAGUAGCACCUAUAAAUAGAUCUAUGAGAAUAAACAAUAUCAGUCCUUUUGAUAUCCGGGUAGAUUGGGAGACAUACAAUAUUGUUGAAGAAGACAACAAGAUACUGGAUGUGAUGAUAGCCUUUGGUAAUGCUUUCCCACCUAGAGAUACUAAGGGAAUAGAAAUUAUACCACCAUGGCAAAGCGAAGAGGAAACGGCUCCUGAACCUAUCAAGAGAAUGCCGACAGAUAUGAUUCCAGACACAGCUGAUUCUUCACCGCUAGUCAGCAGAGUUCACUCCAAAUAUUCACUACGUUCUCAACCACACGUUGAACUUGAAGAAGACUCGGAAGAGGAAGAGGAAGAGGUAGAGCUAGAGGUCAAGGAGGAAGAAAACCGACUUAAUGUAGUGUCCCUUUUCUAUAGAGCUCAUGAAGGGGUACCAGCUCAAGAGCCUUACAACAUAAAAGCUAAACAACUGGUGAUACCAGCUAGAGGAUUCUCCAAUGUUAACAUCACAUUUACACCACUACCAACAGAAGUAGUCACACAGGAAAUGGACUGUGAAGGAUUUGCCAUUGCCCAUAUGAGUUUAGAUAAGAAUCCGAAUGUUGAAAAUAAAGUAACAAGAAAACAAGGAUAUGAAGUUAAUCCACUCCAUCUUGAUAUGGCUGCUCAUCUUAAACCUGCAUUAUUAAGUAUGGAAUGUAUGGACGAGGAGGGCAUGAGAUACAGAUCUGCUAUGAGUGAUCUAAUGUUGGACAGUCAGGGAAAUACACAUUCUGAGAGUUUUAGAGUAAUGGGAGCUAUAUUAUCUAAUCAGACAGAGAGUCCACUUGCCUUUAGGCUGAUAUCCAAACCUCCAUUCUUGUUAGUUGAUUUAGAUCCCUCAACAAACAGAGAAGAAUCAACUAAAGCUUAUGUUACAGAAUUCCAAACAUUAAAACCACAACACAAUCUACCAGUAAAGAUAGCAUUUCAGACAACCACAGACUUGCUUAAAUACUUAAAUGACUCGGACUAUGAUAAUGUUACCUUGAGAGAACAGGAUGGUAAAAAGAUUGACAUUAAAGAUGAUCUUGUUGUAGAGUUCAACAAUGGAACCACACAGAAACUGCCAUUGUAUGCUACACUAUCAGUACCUCAGAUGGAGUUAUCAAAAGAAUCCUUGGACUUUGGUACCUGUUUAGUAGGACAAAGAAGGGAACUACAAUUGACGAUAUCUAACAGGACAGCUUCUCAUUGUCACUGGAGAGUUUAUCUAGAUAACACAUCAGGCUGCACCACUAAUGAUACUUUCUCCAUUGAACCAACAGAAGGAUAUUUAGAGGCUCACAUUACCCAUGUGUCAGACAGUAAAUCUCUGCUCAAAGUCUACUUCACUGCUAAACAUUCUGAGUGUUAUGAAGCUGUAUUUGUUUUCCGAGGAAACCUUGGAGAAGAACCAUGUAAAUUGUUUAUCAGAGGCAGUGGAUCUUAUGAUGAGAAACAUGAAGCCAUUUUGAAUGUGUGAAAUUCAUUGACUGUCAUGUGACUAAAUUCUAGAAAUGGCAUCUAUGUGUAUGUGUAUUCAUAUGAUACAUUAUUUUUUAUGGAGGAAUUCCCUCAAAGCUGAUUGUAUUUUUGCAUGCUACACAGUGCUUAUGCAAAAGCUUUAGUUUUUCAGAUUGCUUGUAAGUCCUCCAUUUCCUGUUUAAAGAAGAUAACCAUCAAUAUAGGAUGAUAAAAGUUCUUAUUUUAUGUGGUCUAAAUGCUAAUGCUUACAAUUCUUAACUGAUCUCUUGAAAAUUAUUCUCCAGCCUAAAGUCUUGAAGCUUUCUCACACAUCAUAAGAUCUCCAAUAUUUGUUUUCAAAAAUUAUUUCAGAAAAAAGUUACGAAUAGCGUUAUCUUUAUUAUUUAAUUCUGAAGGAGGUUAGAGUGAAAUGUACAUAAUUACAUUGUGUUUUUAAACCAUUCUGUAAAAUGGUAUAAUUCUUGUUGAUUUACAUUUGUUAUUAUAUAAAACAUUCCGUCCAAUGUUCCAUUUUAUAUUUUAUUUGGUCAUGUUUCUCUGGGAAUUCAUGUUCUUAAAUAUCUUAUUUUUGUAAUUGCAAUUGGGCAACUGAGAUGAAGCCAUCCGUUCUCUACAUUGUAUCAUUUGCUUUUUCUUGACUGUCAAAAGUUAAAUCUUGUCACUCUGUAUUCUAAUCAGUUCUCCUUAGAACUUAACCUUUAAAUAUAAACAGUUUUAAAGGCCAAUAGAAGAAUUUAUUGAUUGAGAUAUGAAGUGAAAUUAGUUACAUAGAAGAAUGGUCUAAUAUUCUUUCAAAGGAACAUUGUCUGGUAGAAAUAAAUUCAAUGGUAUGUUUCCAAAAUUGUUACAGGAGCAUACAUGGAUUGAUUCCAAUUUUGAACAAAUCAUUUCGUCUGUUCAUUAUCUUAUGAUUAUAAUCUUCCUUAAAUAAUGUUGACAAUUUUACAACAGUAUAUUUAUAAAGAUCUUUUUUAGUUUUGAUAGUCAUGUCAAUAUUGUUUACAAAUAUUUACAAUAUGCAUCAAACGUGAAAUGAUAAUAACAUGUAUCCAUAUAUAUAAACAGAGCAUAAAUACAGGACACUGUUGACAGAGGAAUACAAAGGGAAAAUAUACAUACAAGACCUAGUUUAAUCCCUAUUGUUUUAACUUGGUUAUUAGUUUAUAUAUAAGUGCUAAUAUGUUGUUUCAUUUGAUGGCUGAAUUUAAAUUAUAUCAUCUUUGAUUGAAUUGCAAUGAAGAUCUAUAAAACAGAAUUUAUGUAAUGAAAACUUAAUUGCGAGUUAAGUGCUAGUUCUUAUUAUUGCAAUUAUCACCCAGUUGAAUUAUUCGCAAUAAUAAAAACCUCGCAAUAAUUUCUGAAUUUACAUGUAAGUAGUACAAAAUGAAUGUGAGGAUAGAAAUGUAAAAUAGCAUAAUGGUGGCAUCACGAGUAAACAAGUACUUCACUUUGAGAUUUCAGUAAUUUUUCUUGUCAAAGUCUCGUCACUUCUCUCUAUGAUUCUACAGUAGUGUCAGCCUUGAUAUAUACAUGUACAUUAUUUGAAUGUGUUUUAUAAUCCUGAAUUUUAAAUAUUGCUCUUUUUACAUGUUUAAACAAAUAAAGUUUACCAGUGUUCUGUGAUGAUAAGAAUUCAAACCAUAUUUAUAUUUGAGAACUGUGAUAUUAAAAUUAUUGCAUUA
Molecule: messenger RNA, 6999 nt
Organism: Mytilus californianus (California mussel)
Lineage: Eukaryota; Metazoa; Mollusca; Bivalvia; Mytilida; Mytilidae
Product: deleted in lung and esophageal cancer protein 1-like
Exons: 40
Coding region: 93-5315 (1740 amino acids)
Biological process (GO): negative regulation of cell population proliferation
Source: RefSeq, a predicted model, not a curated record